Messenger RNA from Penicillium riverlandense, 2985 nucleotides. RefSeq names its product SMP domain-containing protein. The transcript has a single exon. The record is from RefSeq and is a predicted model, not a curated record. Gene Ontology annotation, cellular component: endoplasmic reticulum; ERMES complex. Bases 1 to 2985 code for a protein of 994 amino acids. Lineage: Eukaryota; Fungi; Ascomycota; Eurotiomycetes; Eurotiales; Aspergillaceae. Gene Ontology annotation, biological process: phospholipid transport. Gene Ontology annotation, molecular function: lipid binding.
AUGGGUUCGCUCGGCAGCUUCCUGAUAGUCUACGUGCUCGGCGGAAUCACCUUCCUCCCGAUCGUGCUAGCGUUGCUCAUUCUCCAUGCCAUCCUGACCCUCCCGCCUGCUCCGCGCCGCAGCGAUUCCGCCCCAGCCGUCCAUUCCCUCAGCCGACCCGCCGACGACGAGUAUAGCCUCAAGUCCGGUACGGACCAGCUCGCCGAGCAGUUCCACCGCACGCACGUGUCCGAUGUGGCCGCGGGCUAUUUUGCCGUUUGUCGCGAAUAUGUCCCCGGCGGCGUGAAUGGGAAACCUCCUGAGCGGACCACCCCGGCGGGCGAGGUCGUGGCCGCCGAGAGUCCCAGCGUUUAUCAGUCUAUGUACCGGAGCUUGUUUGAUCGAAAGCAGGCGCCGAGUAUCGAGCCGGCCAAGUCGAAUGGGAAGAGCACGAAGCGCGCGCGCAAUGUGUUUUAUAUUGUGUUGAGACAUGGCCAUCUCAUGCUCUAUGACGAUGCGAACCAGGUCGAGGUGCGAUACGUCAUUUCGCUUGCUCAUCACGACGUGAGCAUCUACAGCGGCGGCGAGGAGGAUAUUCCCGAGGGUGAAUUGUGGCUGAAGAGAAAUGCCAUCUGUCUCUCGCGGCGACUGGAUUCGCUGGGCGAUCUGGGUGGUCCCACGCCGCCGUUCUACUUGUUCUCGGAGAAUCUGUCGGAAAAGGAGGAUUUCUAUCAUGCCAUGCUGCAUAACCAGUCACGCAUGUGGGACUCGGCGGAUCGCCCGCCUAAGUAUCAGGAGUUUGACGUGAAGGAUAUCGUCACCCUGGUGCAGCGCCUGCAUUCGUCGGAAGAGCAGUUGCAGACGCGGUGGAUUAAUGCGAUUCUGGGCCGCUUGUUUCUGGCGCUGUAUCGGACGCCGGAAUGGGAGGAGUUCAUUCGGGGCAAGAUCACCAAGAAAAUCUCGCGCGUGAAUAAGCCCAGUUUCGUCAGUCGCAUUGGCUUGCAGAAGAUUGACCUCGGCGAAGGCGCGCCUUUAAUCACCAACCCGCGACUCAAGGAUUUGACCGUUGACGGCAACUGCUGUGUCGAGGCUGACAUGCAAUACACGGGGAACUUCCGGGUUGAGAUCCAGGCCACAGUGCGAAUUGAUCUGGGUCAACGGUUCAAGGCACGGGAGGUGGAUAUUGUGUUGGCUGUCGUGCUGAAGAAGCUGGAAGGUCACCUCUUGGUGCGGGCCAAGCCUCCGCCCAGCAACCGAUUCUGGAUGGCCUUUGAGACCAUGCCCCGGAUGGAGAUGGACAUCCAGCCGAUUGUCAGCUCCAAGCAGAUCACGUACGGCCUUAUUCUGCGCACAAUUGAGAGCAAGAUCCGCGAGGUCGUGGCUGAGAGCAUCGUCCUGCCGUUCUGGGAUGAUGUUCCCUUCCUGGAUACCCUUGGCCAGGCUUUCCGCGGUGGCGUCUGGCAGCGCGAUAUCCCCGAGCCAGACCUUCGCCCGGAAAUUCCGGAUGAGUCUGAAAGUACGGUGCCGGGAACGCCGAAGAGUGUUCGCGCAGAAGGAGGAGCGGAGGUGCUCAAGGCCAAAGACGAGAAGACGAUGAGCAUGCCCGUUCUUCCGGAUCCCAGCGUAACCAAACUCAAGUCACGCAAAGGGCCCAAAUCUCCCAUCUCGGAACGGUUCUCUCAUUCGCCUUCCGCCUCUUCCACCGGGAUCGAUCGGUCGGAUAGCGUGCCGUUGCCUCGAGCCAUUCGAACUUCGCAGACCUUCUCGCUUGCGGCCGACCCGGUCGUGACGGCGGAUAAUGCCAAGGUCGACCCGGUGGUCUCGGAGAGCAAGGGCGAGGAAAAGACCAAUGCGACCAGCUCCAUGAUUGAAAUCCGAAACCGGUCGCCGCCUGCAUCGCCGUCUCACACCCCGAGCAGCUCGCCGCCAACGGCUGGACCCAUGAUGCCAGAAUAUGCACUGCACAGCCGCGAACCGUCCAUCGCGGAGUCGAUCGACAGCGUUAGCUUUGUCAAUGACAACGCCAUUGAACGCCCUUCUCCUGCCCGACUCGAGAGCAACUCUUUCUCCAGCUUGAGAAGCUCCCGCGGCAGUUCAUCUACAUCGGUUGCAAGCGAUAAACCCAAACGGCGAAGCACGAUCGAAACCAUCACCAGAUCGAUCACGUCGGCCAGCUCAUCAGACGACAAGCCCAUGACCAUUGGAGCCGCUACCGCGGCCGCAAAGAAAUGGGGCUGGAACGUCUUCGGCAAAGGCGAUCAGAAUGGUCCUUCAUCCGAGCAGCGUCACGCAGGAACCCCCGACCAACCGAUCGGACGCGGCCAUCCUCAUCCAGCGCCCGGAGCGCCCCUUCCACGCCCCGAGAAAUACUCUCUGAAAAAGACGCAGGCGUCUCUCCCCAAACGCAAGCCCGUUCCCCCGCCGUUGCCCGACCGUCCUAGAACCGUUGGUGAGCAGCGUCGCCCCGUGCCGCCUCCGCCGCUGCCGCGCAGGAAACCGGCCCCGCCUACCGUGCGCACAGAUGGUGGUAGUGCGGAUGAGUUGCUUGUGGUCGAGGCGCCGCGGGACUCGGAGCCGAGUAGCCCGGCACUGGGUGAGUUGCAGGAGGAUGGGCGCUUGCCAGAGGAGGCACAGGAGCCGGAGCCGGAGCAGAGUGCUGUUUCUGAGAUAUCGACCCCGGUUGAGUCGAAUACAGUUGACGACGAGACUGCGGGUUCCGUGGAGAGUGAACCCCCAGUCCCAGCUGAGGAGAAGGCUGCUGCUUCUGUUGAGGAGAGCGAUACACCCACCCCGGCGGAUUUGACUACUACCACCACUACUGCUGAUGAUGAUGAAGAAGAAGAUGAAGAUGAAUGGGAGGGAGAAGCCGGACAAGAGAUUCCGUCUCUGGGCGCUGUGGAUCAGACGCCCUCCUCGACGGAGGAUAACGGCAUUGAAGAAGCGUUGCCGCCGACCGAACAUGCAGCGCCGGCGCAGUCUCUGGAGACGGAACCCACACCUGUGUGA